GCUGAUUGGCUGCGGCGCUGUCCCACACAUCCGGUCCGGGUUUCCCGCCAGCUCCGAGAAAUCCGUGACUCCCGCGUUGCGCUGGCAGAGCUGCUGCAGUCUGGCCGGAGCCAUGUCCAAGCAGAGCACCCUCUUCAGCUUCUUCACCAAGUCCCCGCCGGCCCGGAGCAGCAAGCCGCAGAGCGGGGGCUCCCCCACCGAGGCCGAUGUGCCGCAGCCCGGGACGCACAAGUCCGGCUCCUCUCCGAAGGAGACCGCGGCGGUCCAGAGGCCUGGAGGAGGGAAGACUCCCCGGGCCUCCACGCCCAGUGUCGUGUGUGAUUUUUCUCCUGGCGACCUUGUUUGGGCCAAGAUGCCAGGUCACCCUUGGUGGCCCUCUUUAGUCUACAACCACCCCAGGGAAGGAACACAUCUCAGAGGAAAGGGGAAAUCCCUCCAUGUACAUGUGCAGUUUUUUGACGAGACUCCGACCAGAGGAUGGAUAGGUGCAAAAUAUAUGACCAGCUAUUCAGGAUCAGCAGCUACAGAAGCCCAAAAAGGAGGAAAGUUUUUUAGUACUAGACCAGACAUAACAAAAACUAUGAAAAUGGCUGACGAGGCGAUGAAAUUGGACAAUGAGAAGAGGCUGGCACUGGCGGUCUGUGCAGAGCCAUCGGAUUCAGAGGAGGAAAUGGAGGUAGAGGAGAGUUCUCUUGUAACUGAUGAUGAGAUUCCUGAGCAAAAGACAGGCCGGCCACAUCGUCAAAGCAGAAGCAAUGGGAAGCCCAAGAGACGUAGAAUUGUAAUGCAGUCCGACAGUGAUGAGAAUUUCUCAGAUGACGAGUUCAAACCUGAUGCUGCGAAGGAUUCUGCGAGCAGUGAUGAGGGAAGCAGUGGCGUAGAUGAAGACCAUGUGUCUGAGCCAGAGUCUAUAACUGAAGACAGCCCGGUCAAGGUCCCUGUCAAACGCAAGCGAGGAAGUACUUCAAAGCCACAAUCCUCAAAAAAUAUUAAUUGCGAUGUGGCAGAAACACCAAAGAGAACUGUGAAUGUGUCUACAGAGGCCAAGUUGAAGCUGUCCUCUUUUUCUGCCCCAGAAGCCUUUGAGUCACAGUCAAGUUCUGGAGGCACUGGGACUGGUAGUUCAACAUGGGAUCAUGAAAAGUUGGAGUGGCUUCAAGAUGGGAAAAGGAAAGAUGCUAAACGCAGGAGGCAAAGUGAUGAAGAUUAUGACCCAACCACCUUGUAUGUUCCAGAUGAUUUCCUUAAUAGAUGCACUCCAGGUAUGAGAAAAUGGUGGCAGCUGAAAUCCCAGAAUUUCGACACGGUUAUAUUCUAUAAGGUUGGGAAAUUCUAUGAACUUUAUCACAUGGAUGCCGUUAUUGGUGUCAGUGAGUUGGGCCUGACCUUCAUGAAGGGGGCUUGGGCUCACUCUGGCUUCCCGGAGAUUGCCUUUGGACGUUUCUCUGAUGUCCUUGUGCAGAAGAAUUACAAAGUCACAAGGGUUGAGCAGACUGAAACUCCAGAGAUGAUGGAAGCUCGUUGCAAGUCCAUGUCUCAUCCAAGCAAGUUUGACAAGGUUGUGAGACGAGAAAUAUGUAGGAUAAUCACAAAGGGAACGCAGACUUACAGUAUACUAGACGGGAACCCAUCAGAAAGCCACAACAAAUAUCUUUUGUGUUUCAAGGAAAAAAUGGAAGACUCCGCUGGUCAGCAGAGAGCAUAUGGUGUCUGCUUUGUGGACACCUCGGUGGGAAAAUUUCAUGUUGGUCAGUUUCACGAUGACCGCCACUGUUCAAGGUUCAGGACCUUGGUCGCUCACUUCCCUCCAGUUCAGAUCUUGUUUGAAAAGGGUAACCCCUCUACGGAUACAAAGAAAGUUCUCAAAAGCUGCUUGUCGACCUCAAUUCAAGAGGGCUUACAGCCAUCUUCUCAGUUUUGGGAAGCCUCUAAAACACUAAAGAUUUUGGCCGAAGAUGGUUAUUUUGUGAAAGAUGGCAAAGGUGACCAGGGUAACGGCAGUUUACCCACGGUUAUAAAUGGUAUGACUUCCGGUAGUGACUCCUUAGCACUUACGCCCAGUGAAAAGAGUGAGCUGGCUCUUUCUGCUCUUGGGGCCUGUAUCUUUUAUCUUAAGAAGUGUCUUAUUGAUCAAGAGCUUCUCUCUAUGGCAAACUUUGUAGAGUAUGUUCCUGUUGACGUUGACAUUGAACAAGCCCAAAGCUCUACCAGUUUCUUUGCUAAAACAAACCAGCGCAUGGUUCUUGAUGGGGUUACCUUAACAAACCUAGAAAUCCUGCAGAAUGGGACAAACGGUUCUACAGAGGGUACACUACUGCAAAAAUUAGACACAUGCUUCACCCCUUUUGGGAAGCGCCUUUUAAAACAGUGGCUGUGUGCUCCUCUUUGCAACCCUUACUCAAUAAAUGACCGACUUAAUGCCAUGGAAGAUCUCAUGGCCAUCCCAGAGAAAGUGUCCGAAAUCGGUGAGCUCUUAAAGAAACUUCCUGACCUUGAAAGACUUCUGAGCAAAAUACACAGUAUUGGCUCUCCACUUAAAAGCCAGAACCACCCGGACAGCAGAGCUGUAAUGUAUGAGGAGACCACUUACAGCAAGAAAAAGAUAGCCGAUUUCCUUUCUGCUCUGGAAGGUUUCAAGGUGAUGUGUGAGGUCCUGGCGAUUGCGGAAGAUGUGGUUGAUCACUUUAAGUCUAGUAUUCUUAAACAGGUCAUUGCUCUCAAAGACAAAAAUCCUAAAGGGCAUUUCCCAGACUUGUCGGCUGAACUGAAGCGGUGGGAUACCUCCUUUGACCAUGAGAGAGCUCGAAAGACUGGUGUGAUCACUCCUAAGGCAGGCUUCGAUCCGGACUAUGACGAAGCAUUAAGAGAUAUUAAGAGUGCCGAACAGUGUCUGACUGAUUACCUGGAAAAGCAGCGUAAAAGACUUGGGUGUAAAAGUAUUGUUUAUUGGGGGACUGCAAAGAACCGCUACCAGAUGGAAAUUCCGGAGAGUGUUACAGAGCGCAACUUGCCGGAAGAGUACGAGUUAAAAUCCACUAAGAAAGGAUAUAAACGUUAUUGGACAAAGGCCAUCGAAAAUAUGUUUGGUGACCUUGUAAAUGCAGAAGAGCGCAGAGAUGCAGCACUUAAAGACUGCAUGAGGAGAUUGUUUUAUAACUUUGAUAAAAACUAUAAAGAGUGGCAAACGGCAGUGGAAUGCUUUUCUGUACUAGACUGCCUUAUAUGCUUGGCUCAGUACAGCCGGGGAGGGGAUGGACCUGUUUGCAGACCCGAUAUUUUGUUGCCUGGGGGCACUCUACCAUUUUUGGAGCUCAGAGGAUCACGUCACCCUUGCAUAACAAAAACUUUUUUUGGAGAUGACUUUAUCCCAAAUGAUGUUGUAAUAGGUUGCAAGGAGGACGAAGACGACGAAGAUGACAACGGGUCCCACUGCGUGCUUGUCACUGGCCCAAAUAUGGGUGGCAAGUCAACUCUGCUGAGACAGGCUGGCCUGCUGGUGAUUAUGGCACAGCUGGGAUGUUACGUGCCUGCGGAAACUUGCAGACUAACUCCUGCGGACAGAGUAUUUACAAGACUGGGGGCAUCAGACCGAAUCAUGGCAGGAGAAAGCACUUUCUUCGUGGAGUUGAGUGAAACCUCCAGUAUACUUCAGCAUGCAACCGAACAUUCCCUCGUACUGCUCGAUGAACUUGGCAGGGGCACUGCUACGUUUGAUGGUACAGCCAUAGCAAGUGCCGUUGUCAAGGAACUCUCUGAAAGGAUUAGAUGCCGGACAUUGUUUUCUACCCAUUACCACUCACUAGUGGAGGAUUGCUCCCAUACAGCAGCAGUACGCCUGGGCCAUAUGGCUUGCAUGGUGGAAAAUGAAUGUGAGGAUCCCAGCCAGGAGACCAUCACGUUCCUUUACAAGUUUAUUAAGGGGGCAUGUCCUAAGAGCUAUGGCUUCAAUGCAGCAAGACUGGCCAACCUCCCGGAUGAUAUCAUUCAGAGUGGCCAUAAAAAAGCCAGGGAAUUUGAAAGGAUCACUCUCUCGGUGAAGAUCUUCAGGGAGCUCUAUGUGUUGCUGCAAGAACAGACAUGGGAUAGCCAAGCUCUCGACAAACUCCAGAGGAUGAUUUAAUAAAUUAAGUACGACUGUGGUUUUGGCGUUUAUUCACAAGGCUGGUUUUCACACAUUAUGAUCUAAUAAACUUUAUUUUUUAAAAAUGA
Pseudophryne corroboree (corroboree frog) is the source of this 4209-nucleotide messenger RNA. It is a transcript of the gene MSH6, whose product is annotated as mutS homolog 6. The record is from RefSeq and is a predicted model, not a curated record. The coding region runs from base 113 to 4120 and encodes 1335 amino acids. Lineage: Eukaryota; Metazoa; Chordata; Amphibia; Anura; Myobatrachidae. Gene Ontology annotation, cellular component: MutSalpha complex; nucleus. The transcript is spliced from 10 exons. Gene Ontology annotation, molecular function: mismatched DNA binding; ATP-dependent DNA damage sensor activity; ATP binding. Gene Ontology annotation, biological process: mismatch repair.